UGUUUCUGUCUGAAAGCAAGCAUUUUCAACAGCUGGUGUUACCAAAUUGCUGAAGGUAUACAACAUAGCGAGAAUUUCCUGGUCAAAAGUACUUAGUUGGAAAUUAUAAAGUGACACUUGAAAAUGGGUUGUGAAAACCGUUUUCAGGUUUUGUGUUAUGAACAAGUUUUGCGGUUGCACGAAGUUAUGGAGGAUGCGAUUCCAAUCCACGGACGGGGAAAUUUUCCAACUUUGGAUAUUAAGCUGAAGGAUUUGGUUAAAGCAGUAAGAGAAAAACUUCUAAAAGAAGGAGUAACGAUUAAAGACAUUAGGUUGAACGGAGGUGCAGCAAGUUACAUUUUUGGUACCGAAACCGUGAAAUCUUACAAUGACUUGGAUUUGAUUUUCGGUGUGGAUCUAACAAAUCAUAACGAGCUUCAGAAGAUAAAAAAUUGCGUUCUUGGUUGUCUCUUGGAUUAUUUGCCAGACGGAGUUAACAAAGAAAAAAUGAGCAGUUGCAGUUUGAAGGAAGCAUAUGUUCAGAAAAUGGUGAAAGUAUGUAAUGAACGAGGUGAUAGAUGGAGUUUAAUUUCACUUUCCAACAACAAGGGUAAAAAUGUGGAGUUAAAAUUUGUUGAUGCUAUGAAAAGGCAGUUUGAAUUCAGUGUGGACUCAUUUCAGAUCAUUUUGGAUAGUUUAUUAACUUUCUAUGAGAUUUCGUCCGCGCCCAUGAGCGAACACUUCUAUCCCACUCUAGUUGCAGAAAGUGUAUACGGUGACUUUUCAGAAGCUUGGGUUCAUUUAAACAAGAAACAGAUAGCAACCCGUAAUCCUGAAGAAAUAAGGGGAGGUGGUCUUUUAAAGUAUUGCAAUUUAUUGGUGCGGAGCUAUACCCCAGCUGAAAAUGUGAACUGUCAAGCAAUGGAAAAGUACAUGUGUUCUCGGUUUUUCAUCGAUUUCAGUGAUUUAAAUCAGCAGAGACAGAAGCUUGAGUCCUAUCUAAAUAAUCAUUUUAGUGGUGAAGAAAAUUUGAAACAUGAAUAUCUACUGACGCUUUAUCGAGUCGUCGAUGAAAGUACCAUAUGUUUGAUGGGACAUGAACGCAGGCAGACUCUAAAUCUCAUCCACCAACUUGCCUGUGAAGUUCUUAUGGAACAGGAGAGAAAAGCACAUGCAAAAUACCUUGAAAUGCAACAUUUCGACCAACUGAGCAAUCUAACAAUUGACCAAGUGUACUUUCAUAGUCCUCUAAAUUCUGAUGGGUGCCAGUAUUACAGUUAUUUUCCAAAUGUGUAUCAAGUGAAUGGAUCGUCAAACUGUCCUCUUUGUCCAUCUUCGUUUCUACAGUGCUCAUAGUGAAUUUGGAAUGUUUCGUGACGAAUGGAGAUUGUUUGUAGACAUUUAAUUCGAAAGGAUGUAUUAAACUACAAAAAUAUUUGCAAAGGAUCAUACACACCUUUAGAAUUUCAAUGUGGAUUAAUUGAUUAGUUUGGUCUGAAAGAUUUAUUAUUAAGUCAAAAAUAUGUAAAUUGUAUGAAGAAACGAAAGGUGAAUGAAAAAAAACAAAUAACUGCAAAAAAUAUUAAUUGGAUGUCAUAGAUUUUUUUGUGGAUGAGUACAAGUUUGUGUCAGAGAACAAGAUAAAGAUUUUUUUUGUGUAUUUGAUGUGAAAAUGAGAUUUAGUGGUGAAUGAUAUGACAGAUUUGGUGUAGCAAACAUUAAAUGUUGCAUCCAUGUACAUGUAGUCUUUCAUUUAUUUGUCAUAUUGUGACAUUCUUGUUAAUGUCUUUGUAUUAUUAUAUUAAGUACAUCUAUGUAUAUGUGUAAUUUUUCGCUCAAAUUUGGAAGUUUGGCUGAAAUUGGUCAACUACAGCAAAAGAAUUUUAUUGACUUGUUUAUUAAGUAAUUACAUGUAUAUUUUUAUUAUUUACAGUUAUAAUUAAUGUGGUACAUGUAUAUGUACAAUGUUUACAAUAAAUUGCUUUUUUUUUAAAUCUCAAGGAUGCUUCAGGUGUCAUCUUCAUGUAUGACAUGAUUGUCAGUGUACAAACAUCAAACAUACCAAAAAUAAAAUAAUAAAAAUACACACAUGUGUCAUUUAAAAAAAAAUAAGGGUAUGUCUCAUUUUCAGUAAAAAAAUUGUAAAAAUGGAAGAAAUUAAAAAGAAAAAAGAGAGGGACCAUAUACAAAUAUUGUAUAUUUUGUAAAUUAUGUGAACAGUGCCAGACUGAUGAUGUUGUUAGUAUAAAGGAGGGAUCUAAGAUGUAAUAUACUUCAUGGAACGUACUUUGUGUUUGUGUUGGUGAAACCAUCUUGUACAUGUAUGUAAUAGAUACAAUGUAUGUACAUGUUAUCCCUCAAGAAGUUUUCUUUGGUAAAAGAUCUUUACUUUGUAAAUAAUAUAAAUAUAUAUAUAUAUACAUUUAAGAUUUUCUGGUGCUGUCUUUAGCAAUAAAAUAUGUUGCCUUUUUACAGUCAUUGACAGUAAAACAAAAUGGAAUAGUUCUAGGACAAGAGUUAGUUGAAAAACACAUAAAAUGAUACCACCAAGAAAUAUUAGCUCUGAUCAUGACAGUCCUUCAAAAAUUGGAAAAUUGAUUUUUAUCCUUGGCCAAAAAAGUUGUAGAAAUGAACAUUAUGACAACAAGUGAUAAUUUACGUACAAUAAAUGAAAACUUAUGAUAAUUGAAAUAAAGAUAUAUGAAAGCCAUAAAGACAUUUAUAAAUAUAUGUUCAAAAUUCUAUGAUGCUGCAUCUUAAAAAAAAAUUAGCAAAUUUUAAUAUGAAAAAUGAAGUAGUUUCUCGUUCCAAUAAACAUGACAUAAUUGAGAAUAUAAUAAGAACUCUUUAAAAUUGGUAAUUAAAUUUUAGUAGUACAUUCACAGUGCAAACAUUCAGUGCAUACCUAUGUACAUUUGUAUUAUAUAAAGAUACCCUUGAUUGCAUAAAAUUGUGGUUAAGAAAUCUUUACAUGGAUUCAAUAUUAUUUAACUAAAUAAAUUUUUAGUUACAUGAAUUAAAUCUUUACCUCAAAAGAAUAACACCUUUAAAGUCUUACAGUGUAAGAUUGGAGUAAGAGAUUAGACCAAAGUGUUACCAGGUGUAAAGAUUAAUAAACAAAUCAUUGAUCAUUAUGUAUUUUCAUUGAAUUUAUGCAAACUGUGAUAUUUUAUUGGUAUCUUGUUGCAAUAUAUUACAAGCAGUGUUUUUUGCUGUGUUAAAUGUAUUAUAAUUGUUGAUAUCCUAUAUAGAUCAUGAUCUUUUUCUUUGUUGAAUUAUUUUUUGUCUGUUGCAUAGACUUGUGCAUUGUACUAACCAAGGAAUACAUCAUCAAUUCUCUCAUCAUACUUUAUUUAUAUUUCAAUAAAGUCUACAUGACCCUGUAUGGCAGAAUCUCCUAAUUUAUUUGGACUUUGACCACAAAAGAAUGCACACAUUCAUCUCUUAAGUUGCAACUUGCCAUGUUCAUGAUUUACAUGUAGGUGUAGGAAUUUUGAAAGAUUAUGAGAUUUAAGAUUUUGAAAAAUGCUGACUUGAUUAUUUUGGUUUAAUUGAAUAUAUAAAUAUAAAUAGCAGUCAUGGUUAGUUGGUUUGAAUGUCUUUUCAAAUAUUGAGGUUGGUUCUAGAGCUUUAAAAGAUAUGUCAGGCCACCUUUAAGCAUAAAAAUAAAGAUACAUGUAUGUACUGAUAGUUUCAAAGCCGUCAUAACAAAAUCUUAUUAAAUGGAAUCAAAUUUAUUACCAUGUAAUUUGACAUUGAACUUUUUAGUAGACCAUACUAAAGGUGAUUUUAUACCAUUCAUUUUGUUCUUUUGAAGUUAUUUUUUUUUUAUGCUGCAUAAACUUUAGGCUUCAAACUUUUAAAAGACCAUACUAAAGGUGAUUUUAUACCAUUCAUUUUGUUCUUUUGAAGUUCUCUUUUUUUUUUUAUGCUGCAUAAACUUUAGGCUUCAAAGUUUCACAUUCAUCAGGAAAUAAUAAAUAUUGUUGAUUAACCCAAACCUCAUUACUACGGUCUAUGGAUAUGAAUUACAGUAUUUGGUAAAAAAAGCAUGACAAAGGCAUGAAUGCACUGGCCUAUGAGAGUUCAAAGAAUAUAUAAAGAGUACUGAUAGAAUUGAUGGUGUAUUUGUAGCUUCUUUAUGAGGCUUCCAGGACGUUUGUGUCAUUUAUAGUGAUGGAUUAUAGUGAAUGAAACACCUUGUCAGUCUAAACUGCCUUGGGAACAACAUGUCGAUGUUACCUGUACAUUUUUUUUAUCUUCAAAAGUUUUUCUGGUCAGAUAUCUUUGUAAAGUUUGUUUUGAGUCAACAAUUGUCCCUUAUUGAAGAUAUAAAUGUACUGAACAAGUACACAUACUAAAUCUACAUGUAUAAUUCUACUAGAUGACAAAUGGAAUUUUGCAUGCAGCUUUUUUUUAAUUUUUAUUUCCAAAAGUUUUUCUGGUCAGAUAUCUUUGUAAAUUUUGUUUUGAGUCAACAAUUGUCCCUUAUUGAAGAUAUAAAUGUACUGAACAAGUGCAUGUUCUAAAUCUACAUGUAUCUUGAUGACAAAUGGAAUUUUGCAUGCAGCUUUUUUUUUAUUUUUAGAAAGUGUUGCUUUAACAGCAUUAUGGUACUGAAACUAAAUCAAGAUUUCAAUUUCAUCUCAAUUUCCAUACAUGGCAUUGAAAAAGUAAAAAUUAAGUGUAGGUCAAUUUAAAACCUUCAUAAGUCAUUGAUCAUGUUGAUAAUACAUUUUAAAAAAAAGUUAAAUGAUGUAAAUUUGAAAUUAUUUUAUUAGUACAAUAUUUGUUAACUUUAUAAGUUUUAAGAAAAAAGGGUCUGAUCCAAAUGUGUGAGUUUAAAAAACAAAAUUUAGAUGAUCAAGAAAAUAUAUCCUACAUCAUAAUACAUGAUAUAUACACAUACAUGUAUAUGAAGAAAUUUUCUUAAAUUCAGUUGACUUAAUGUUUCUAGUAGGUUUAAAAUUUUGGUAUAAUAAAUUUUAUAAUACAGCAUGAUAGCUACUAGAUUUUGUAAUCUCUAAUAACAUUUUACAAGUUAUGUUCAUGGCCCAUUUAAAUUUACCUGAAGAAAGUUUUAAUCAGUAUUAAAAUAACAGUGACACUGGUAAGCAAAUGUGGCUCCCAUCCAAUUUAAAGUUUUUAAUAGACAACCUUGGAAUUUAAUGUAAAUUGUCCUACAAGUAAAUCCAUUUAGAUUUACAAUUGGAGGCAUAAAUUAAUAUUUUUACAGGUGGAUUAUCAAGCAUUGUAGUUUAAGAUCAUAAAAUAUUAAAAAUUUGAUGCGGAUUAUAAAUACAUGUAGUUCCAAUACUUUGUACUUUAAACAGUUUAACAAGACCUGUGUCAGAGCGUAUAGUGCACCUGGUAACAGCUGGUCCAUGCUAGUUUAUAUUUUUGAAAUUUUGCCAAUUUUGCCGCAUGCUUAUGCAUGCUAAUGUUCUAUUUUUCUGAUGAUAACCUUUGAAAAAAUUAUUUCAGACCUGUUAUUUUUUUCACAUAUUUCGCAAUGCAUUGUGGUUAAUUAAGAACCUAAAAUAUCCAAACCUGUCAAGUACCAGUGGAGGAUCCAAGGAGGGGGGUGGGUUCCGGGGGCUGGAACCCCCCCCCCCCCCACUUUUUGGACGAUCAAUGCAUUUGAAUGGGGAGAUAUAGUUGGAACCCCCCCCUUUAUUCUGGGUUAGGAACCCCCCCUUUUAUAAAUGGCUGGAUCCGCCCCUGAGUACAAGGCCUAAUUUAGUUCCAUUUGUUAUCUUAUGUAAAUAGAAUAACAUUGAUCCCAGUUUUACAAUAUAUGCCCCAAAAUCUAGAUAUCAUAUAAAGCCUUGAUGAAAUCUGAGUUGCCUGCAGUUGCUUUGUAAAUGAAUUUAUAUAUUUAGCCAGGGCAAAGGAUUUUUUUACUGCUUAUAUGUAGCCAGGAAGCUGGUUUAUUUUAAGCAACUUUUUCACUGGUUAAUUUGCUUGGAUAGAAAAUGAAUCAUUCUUUCUGAAUUUGAUAGUAACAUGUAUGUGUAUCCACACUUUUUGUGUAACAUGGCAAACAUAGAGUUAAUUAUGAAUUAUGUCAAUUACAUGUACACACUUGUAAUUAUUCAUCAGAGAUAUAUGUAGAUAAUUGAUUCCACAUGAUGUUAUUAUUUCAUCAACACAGUGCAGUGUAAUAGAUACACCAGAAAAAAUGAUUUCUCCACAUUUUUCUUUGACUGGUGCUCCUUACCAUUUACCAGCACUUUGAUUAUGAAUGGACUUUAAAUCUAACGUGGGCUGGGGGAGUCUUUCAUGUACAUUUUUUAAAAGAAAAACUGGGAAUAACCUUUUCUUUUGUGCCAAGGGAAACAAUUUUUGAAAAUUGAUUGUAAAAGAUAAUGAUUGAUGGAAUUGAUUUAAAAAUUCACUUAGUACUUUUGGGUUCCAACAGAUUAGCCUUGCUCACAUUGUUCCAUCAAUAUUGCCCUUUGCCCUUGGUUUUCAUUAUACUUUGUAAAAUACAAAUUUGCUAUUCCUUAAGAUUUUCAUCACUAAGCUUGUACUAUAUGGGUUAUAAAAACUCUCAGACGUUUUGAAUUUAUUCAUGAAUAAAUCGUCUGUGACCAUGAAGUUUUUCUGCUCUUUGGGCCCAUGAUUAUAUAGGGAUUAUACAUUAACAACUUAUUGAUGAAGUUGUGACAGCUUGUUACAUGUACAUUUGUAAUAGAUUCAUUGUUUUCACACCUUAGAAUAUAUUACCAGCCUAAAUAGUUUUGUUGUUCAUAUUCAUGAAAUGCGUUAAGGGUCCCUAGGUUGCUGACCUUUUCAGAUGGGAAGCUUUUUUAUUUCAUGAUCACCACUUGACCUUAAAGGAUUACAACACUCUGUUUUUUCUGAAAUUUUAUUGAAAAAUAUUAUCGUACUUUUAAUCAGAAUGUAUUCCAAGGUUGUCUGUUCUAAGAUCUUGUCAAGUAAGAUUAGAUUCAUACCCAUGCACACAAGUAAGCGUAAAAAGGCAGCAUGUUUCACCAAAGGGUUUGAAUAGAAUUUCGUUAUCAUGUAUCACUGUCUUACAAAAUGCAUCAACAAUUUCUAGUCUUCAAUUAUAUUGUACAAGGUGUCAUCUCCAAUUAUGGUUUAAGAGAGCCUAACAAAUAUACUUUCAUCUCUGGACAAGGUGUGAGCUCCAAUUGUGGCAAAAUGGAAAGCCUUUCUCAUAUAUAUAUAUACUUUCGUUCUGGUUCAUGUUAACUUUUAAUAAAAAAAAGCACACAUGUAUUAAAAUUUAAAUUAAACUGUAAGUAACACUGAAAAAAAUCUUUAAUAGGAAUCAUUUAUCCUCCCUUUUUGUUUUUUUGUUUUUUUUAUUUAAAACACACAAUUUUGUGAUUACAUUCAGUGUUGCUUUCAAAGGUGUACCAUCCGGUCACCUUUGCCCUCUUUUCCGGAUAAAUGAAGUAAACCAGAAAUGUUGGAGGUUACAUAAUAGCCUAUGAUAAUUUGCAUUAAUUGAGCAAACCAAUAAAAUUUAUAAACAGAUGUUAAUCAGUGAUUUUGCAGAAUUUGUCCUUUUCUAAUGUCAUUAUUGAUCAUGUUGAUUCUGUCUCAUAUUCUAGAAGGAAAAAGAUUUUUGAGCCUGCCAUGUCUGAUAAAUCUAUAAUAUGAUUAUGUCAUAUUAUUGUCAUUUUUCUUGGUAUUUCAUUCAUCAUUAAAGAGAAAUCCAAGAAAAUUUCAUCUGAAUCUACAUUUUUGUUUAGAAAAAUUCCGUCAGUGAAUCCAAAUCAUUUUCAUUUCAUAAGCCAGGGUUCUAAUAAAUGUAGAAAGUGUGCUAGGGAGAAGUUUGGUCAGUAUUCUGUUGACUUGCACAAACCUGUCAAUAUAUUGUAAUAAAAUGAUCUGUAUUAUAUCAUGUAUAUCAUAGAAUGUUAAAACUUCUCCCCAUCACAGUUAAAUAAGAAAAGUGGCACAAUUUACUCAGUGUUUAAAUAUACCAUUGAGAAAGUGCAUUUUGUGCAAGUUGUACUUUUAAGGUUUCUAAGGUGUGCAGAAAUGAAUUCACACAAAUACUCCAGUUAAAUUUCAGGUUACUGAAUAGACAACUAAUCAAUUUCAUACAAUAUUGUGUUUCAAACUUGCUGCAAAAAAGUCAAGAGUGGCAACAAGUAUAUUCUUGGUUCAGAUAAUGCACUCUCAAUGGUAUUUUUAGAUGCAGUGUAAUACAUUUUUUUGCCCUAUUCCUCUGGUUUUUAUUAAGCAUUAUUUCAAUGUAACACUGCAGCCAUGUUAAGGCAGUUAGAUCGUGAUUGGUUAUUGUAUGAUAUGGAUGCCAAAGUUUAUUGUACAGCUUCUGUAUAUUUUUGUAUUUACAAGAUUUUUUUUCUCUAUUUUUGUGAUAAAUGCACAAAUGUUGUUAUAUAAAUAUUCUACCAUGAAAGUUGAGAGGCAAGCAGUGUCCCUAUAUAAAAUAUAUAUUAUUGUUAAAACUACAAGUUAUAUCAAAAUUUUAAUUUCAUUGCUGGAUGAUUAUCUGUAUAAACACAGAAUUCCAGAAAUAAAAUAUUUUUGAAAACUU
Mytilus californianus (California mussel) is the source of this 8521-nucleotide messenger RNA. RefSeq names its product terminal nucleotidyltransferase 5C-like. Lineage: Eukaryota; Metazoa; Mollusca; Bivalvia; Mytilida; Mytilidae. The transcript has 3 exons. Gene Ontology annotation, biological process: mRNA stabilization. The record is from RefSeq and is a predicted model, not a curated record. Gene Ontology annotation, molecular function: RNA binding; poly(A) RNA polymerase activity. Bases 124 to 1335 code for a protein of 403 amino acids.